AUGAAGAAACCCCAACUCGAGCAGCUCCAUAUCGAUCGCAUACGCUUGUCCAGCACCCAAGCGGAUGGAGACUCACACAGCUCAUUGCGACAACCUGAUGCGGAUGACCAGCUGCCUACUUCCGUAAGCAAAUCCGGCCUCCACGUCUGUGACCCGCAGCAGCAGCAGCAGCAGCAGCAGCAGCAACAACAGAAGAUCGAAGAGAAGAACAUAGGGCUUGAACAGUCGCUUCCUGUUUCGGGCACCUCCAAACACCAUGGCAGCCGCUUGCUUGGAUACCUGCCCUGGGGCACCCGGGCCGGUGAUCCGGCCGUUUCCCGCAGCGACAGCAGCAGCAGUUCCAACAACAACGACAGUAGAAACCGUCACUCGGCAGACACACUCACACCACCGGUGUCCUCGGCGUCAAAGUCGGCGGCGGCUGAUACCGUGGAAAAAGCAUGGCCGGGGCCUGUCUUAGAGGGGCCGGGUACACCGUCGCCUCUACCGGAAGCAUCGGCCCCGUCGGGACUGAUAGAAAAAGAUGCUGUUGGUGAAGCACACCAUGCAUCGACUUUGAACACCACCGAUUAUCAGGGAACUCAGGAUGUCAACCAAAACGUUGAUCAGAACGGCGUCGCAGAUGGUGGUAGCAGUGAGGAUAGUCAACAAGACCCCGAGAGAGGCAUGGCUGGCAGAGUUGCCACUCUGGCUCGUAGUUUUCUCGCCACCGCUAGGAAGAUCCUCCUCUAUAGUUGGCUCAACCUUCUCCUCGUCUUCGUGCCUGUCGGCAUCGCCGCUCACUUUGCCCACCUGUCAGUGGGUGCCGUCUUUGCCUUGAAUGCCAUCGCUAUUGUUCCACUGGCUGGUCUUCUAGCUUUCGCUACCGAGUCAGUAGCCCACCGCAUGGGCGACUCUAUUGGCGCGUUGUUGAACAUCACCUUUGGAAAUGCCGUGGAGCUGAUUAUUUUAAUUGCUCUCGUCAAGAUAUAUAACAGCACUAUCACGCAGAUGAGUGCCUGUCUGCUCAGUCUCAGCGUCAUAAGCCUCGUUCUUCCUACUGCCUUUCAUGCAUCUUUUAGCGAUUCGGUGAAAGCUGAUGAGGAAUCGCUGAAAAUCAGCCGUGGAACUAGUGUUAUCUUGCUCCUCGUGUAUGGCAUAUAUCUUCUGUUUCAGCUCAAGUCUCAUGCGUACAUGUACGAGUCCACGCCGCAGUACAUCAUCGAUGAAGAGUCGACUCCUGGCCCGGUCGCUGCAUGGCUUGAUUCGUCGAGUUCGGAUGACAGCUCCUCAUCGUCAUCCGACUCGGACGGUUCGGGACACUCCCGCAGCACGAUGAAGAAGCGGGUGCGCCGUGUCAUCCGUGGUGGGCGCCGACGUAAGUCGAGCGUCGUCUCGCUGGAUACAACCGAAGGCAUAUUUGGUGGGCCGACGCGUACACCGUCGUUUGGUACCGCCAUGGUUGGAAAUGACGGGCUACCGAUGCACCAAACGUCGGUGCUGCACCUUGCAACCAUGGACAUCAACGAAGACUUUAUCGACGAGGACGAUACAGCCCACAGCCGACAUAAGAAGCGCAACCACCGACACUCUCUCCGGCGCCACCGUCACAAGUCCAAGAAAUUGAGUCGGACGGGAUCCAACGAACAUGAUUUCGUCGACGAGCACAGAAUCCCAGAGGCUGUCACUGUUGCACAGAAGCAGGGGAACUGGAAACAUGAAGCUCGUCGCGGAGAUAAUAUCUCUACUCGCAGCGAAAGAAAUGGCGAGGGUGGCAGUACCCCGGCGCGAGGAGAAACACGCCACGUCGACUUUGCUUUUUCUGGCCCGGAGCAAAAUGUCGGCACAGAAGAAGACGGGUGUGGCAACACGGCGACUGCAGCAGAACUUUCCGCCCGGCCGGCUUUCAAUCUGCGGGCAAUGUCGUUGCGACCAGUGGCGAAGAGCCUGACUCCAACGGUAUUCAAACAGGCAGCUGACGGCUCGGCAGCUCUGGCGGUGCCAAGCGGCCCCAUACCGCGGGUUCGUUAUGGGAUUCGGCGUACAAACUCGCUUCCAGACCGGCUGAACCACAUGCAGUUUCGUUCUCCUGGUGCCAUGCUGCCGUCACAGAUUUCAGCCUCGCGUAUCGCAGCUCUGUCUGAAAACAAGGACAGAGCGAACCAUGACGAGGAAGGGUUAAUGCUGUCUCGACGGGCCGCCGUGGUGUUGCUACUGAUCGUGACUGCUCUGGUGGCCGUGUGCGCUGAGUUUAUGGUGGAUUCGAUUAACGGACUGGUGGAGACCAGCUCGAUUGGCGAGGUGUUCAUCGGCCUGAUUAUCCUGCCUAUUGUGAGCAAUGCAGCCGAGCAUGUGACGGCUGUCACGUGUGCACUUCACAACAAGGUUGAUCUAGCCAUUGGGGUUGCUGUGGGCAGUUCUAUCCAGAUUGCGCUCUUCACGACGCCCUUGGUGGUGAUUAUAGGCUGGAUCAUGGAGCGUAAGAUGACGCUCUAUUUCACGUUGUUUGAGACGGUGUGCCUGUUUGUGUCGGCCUUUAUCGUCAACUUCCUCGUGCUGGAUGGACGCAGCAACUACCUCGAGGGCGCAUUGCUGUGUGCCACGUAUGUGAUUAUCAGUCUGGUAGCCUUUUACUACCCGAACGCGGAGGAGGCCAAGAUUCUUGCCUGCCUCAUCGACGGCAUGCUGAAGCACCUCAGCCUGCGCAGCUCGCGUGCUGCUGCCGCAUCACGGGCCACCGAAGUGCACAGCCUGUCCGCACGACAGCUGCCGCGGGUACAGGCGUGUUUCUUCGCAUCCAAGCCGCCUCAGCAGCCACCAUCUGGCAACGGCGGAGAUCAUGACGGCCGCAGUUUUCGCGGACAGAUGGUAGAGAGCAUCACAACUCGUAUGGCUCGGGAGAAGGCACAGCGCGAGAGAAUCGCACAGGAGCGGCAAGAGUCGGCGACGACGCGCAAUGCGGCGACGACAUUCAUGAUCUUGUUUGUGGGCGCAGCUUGCUAUUUCCUCGGCUACAAGGCGCCGCGGGACCCCGACCCCGAAUCGACGAUGUCGCUGGAGAAGACACGGCCACCGCGGCACAACACGAACCGGUCGGAGCUGGAGGCUGCGUGGGCAGAUUUUGUGGCGAUUCUGGGCGAAGAGAACGUGAGCACAGUACAGUCAGACAUUGACUCGCACACUUCAUCGGACUGGUCGUCGUACCGGCAAGAGAAGACGGUUGAGAGUGAAAAGGCGGCGGCGGCUCGACGGCUGUUCUGUGUGGUGUAUCCGAGAACCACAGAGGACGUGUCGCGCAUCAUGAAGGUGUGUCACACGCGGCGGAUCCCGGUGACCGGGUACAGUGGCGGGACGUCGCUGGAGGGCAACUUUGCGCCGACACGUGGUGGGGUGACGGUGGACUUCUCGCGGCACAUGGACCAGGUGGUAGCGCUGCACAAGUCCGACCUGGACGCGGUGGUGCAGCCGGGCGUGGGAUGGGAGUCGUUGAACGAGCAGCUGGCGGAUGAGGGGCUGUUUUUCCCACCGGAUCCGGGCCCGGGGGCACAGAUUGGCGGGAUGAUCGGCACAGGCUGCAGCGGGACAAAUGCGUACCGCUAUGGCACGAUGCGCGACUGGGUGUUGUCGCUGACGGUGGUGCUGGCGGAUGGUACGGUGGUGCGCACGCGGCAGCGGCCACGGAAGAGCUCGGCGGGCUAUGACCUGACCCGGCUGCUGAUCGGGUCCGAGGGCACGCUGGGCCUGGUGACGGAAGCGACGCUGCGGUUGGCGGUGCGGCCGACGGCAACGUCGGUGGCAGUGGCGGCGUUUGGGACGAUCCGCGAGGCGGCCAACUGUGCGGCGCGCGUGGUGGGUGAGGGUGUGCCGGUGGCCGCGAUCGAGGUGCUGGAUGGCCCUCAGAUGCGGUGCAUCAACGCGGUCGGGGCGACGAGCCGUGCGUGGGCCGAAGUGCCGACGCUGCUGUUCAAGUUUGCUGGCAGCUCGUCGCGGGCGUUGCGCGAGCAGAUCGACGUGGUCAAGGCAGCGGCGACGGCGGCGGGCGCGCGCACGUUUGACUUUGCCCGGUCCGAAGCUGAACAGGCGGAGCUGUGGAGUGCUCGCAAGGAGGCGCUCUGGAGCACGUUGGCGGCAUGCAAGCCCGGUCAGCGGCUGUGGACGGGCGACGUGGCCGUGCCUAUCAGCCGACUGCCGGACGCCAUCGAGGAGGUGCAGGCGGACUUGCAGCGGCUUGGGCUCGUCGGCACCAUCGUCGGCCAUGUGGGCGAUGGCAACUUCCAUGCCAUUGUGCAGUAUGGGCCGGAGGAGCGCGAGGCGGCCGAGGAGUUUGUGCAUACCAUGGUGAAGCGUGCGAUUGAGCUGGAGGGCACCAUCAAGGCAGCCUUUGACCCGCUGUGCCUGCUCAACUGCGACAAGGUGAUCCGCAUGCAGAAGCCGAAGCCAGGCGAGAUUGGCCCAUGGUAG
This is a messenger RNA of Grosmannia clavigera kw1407, 4440 nucleotides long. Its product is annotated as d-lactate dehydrogenase. Gene Ontology annotation, molecular function: FAD binding; D-lactate dehydrogenase (NAD+) activity; D-lactate dehydrogenase (cytochrome) activity. NCBI's taxonomy places the organism in Eukaryota, Fungi, Ascomycota, Sordariomycetes, Ophiostomatales, Ophiostomataceae. Gene Ontology annotation, biological process: transmembrane transport; lactate catabolic process. Bases 1 to 4440 code for a protein of 1479 amino acids. The transcript is spliced from 8 exons. The record is from RefSeq and is a predicted model, not a curated record. Gene Ontology annotation, cellular component: membrane; mitochondrion.